AUGCACACAGGAGGGGCCACCGAGGGUGGGGCUGCGGCGGGCCGGGAGGGCGCCCCCCUUCCCUCUGCCCUGCGGUGCUGUUGCCCCCACGCCCCUCCUCCCCCUCCUGCAGCGAUCCCACCUUGCGGGGUCAUCGUGCACCCCGCAGCACCCAAGUCCAGUGCCAUCGUGGACAGGGCCUGCCGGCUCCCCGGCGCCUUCGGCCUCCUGCAGCAGCUGCCCCUCCUUCUUCCUGUUGCCCGCCCACCCCCUGAUGCCAGCGGCUGGGUGGAUCCUGCCGGGGGGAUCUGGUUUUGUGGAGGGGUCAUGUGCCCUGGUCCAGCAGGGGGCGAGGGAGCCAUCGCUGGGAAGUGGUGGGCCGGCGGCAGCAGGGCAGGGUGCGCGGCUUUCUCCGUCGAGAGCCUGCUUGGGACGAUUUGUGUGCGCCGCGGUGCUGGGCCGGGGAAGAUCCCUAGCCCGGGGAGGGGGAGAGUUGUGCAACGGCGGCCGCUGCUGCAGACGUCUGGCAGGCUGCUGGGCUUGGCUCGGCUGGGAUCAAAGCGCAAAGACCCUCGGUCGCCUCGCCCGCGAGUGCGGCUGAAGACCCCGGGCGGGGGCGGGCGGAGGAGCCGGUGCGACGCCUGGAGGAUGGUGAAGCUGCAGCCGCUCCCCAACGCCACUUCCAGGUGGAAGGAGCCCAGCGGUGGGUUUCUGUCCAGUGGGUGGUACUACGCAAAUCAGACAUUGCUCUUAGGCAUUGUGUUGGCAAUCGCAGGAAACUUUCUCAUCAGCAUCUCUUUGAAUCUGCAGAAAUAUUCUCAUGUUCAGCUGGCACGCUUAGCCAAUCAGAAGCCCAUUUACCGAAGCAAACUCUGGUGGUGCGGAAUUAUUCUUAUGGGGAUUGGAGAAAUAGGGAACUUUGCGGCUUAUGGAUUUGCUGCAGCCAUGCUUGUUGCUCCACUGGGAAGUGUGGCUGUCAUAGGUAGUGCACUUAUAUCUGUCUUGUUUCAAAAAGAGAACACGAGGGCUGAAGGUGUAUUAGGUGGAACUCUGAUAAUCGCAGGAACAUUUUUGUUGGUGACAUUUGCUCCUCACGUUGCCCAGGAACCCACAGCAAGAAGCAUACAGAGUUAUUUAGUUAGCUGGCAGGUCCUGAUUUAUGUGAUCUUGGGAGUAAUAACAUUCUGCAUUCUUCUGUAUUUCUAUAAAAGAAGGGAUGUGAAGCACGUUGUGGUUUUGUUAACUAUGGCAGCACUGCUAGCGUCUCCAACCAUCAUUUCUGCAAAGGCUGUGGCGACCUUGGUUAUACUUUCUGUUAAGGGAAACAUGCAGCUCACCUACCCCAUUUUCUAUCUCAUGUUCAUCAUAAUGGUUCUGUCUUGUGUUUUCCAAGUCAAGUUCUUGACCCAAGCAGAGAAACUCUAUGGAGCAACAGUAGUGGUUCCAAUAAACUAUGUAUUCUUCACCAUUAGCGCAAUCGUGACAGGAGCCAUAUUUUAUCAGGAACUCCAAGGUGUGAGUUUGUUGAGUGGUUUCAUGUUUCCGUGUGGGUGUCUUCUGUCAUUCGUUGGAGUAUUUUUAAUCACCCAAAAUAGAGGCAAGGAACAUUUGACAAGUUUUUAUAUAGACUCUGGACACAUUUCUGGACUGACGACGAGGAGAGGGAAAAUCCAGCCAGAGUCAACCAGCUUAUCCUAUGGCUCUUUGCUUAAUGAAGGUGAGUCUGUAAAGACUCAAAACUAAAAGGAAAGAGCAUCUAUUAAAUGUCAGUUAACAAGAGAAACUGCUUAUUUAUUGGCUUCAUAUUCAACACCACCCUUUUAUUACUCAUGCUCAUUGUGCGUCAAGUUAUUUCAUCCUGACAGCUCUUGUGGUGAUUUAAUCCUGUUUGAGGAUCC
This is a messenger RNA of Gekko japonicus, 1877 nucleotides long. RefSeq names its product NIPA like domain containing 2 (gene NIPAL2). The record is from RefSeq and is a predicted model, not a curated record. Gene Ontology annotation, biological process: magnesium ion transport. Gene Ontology annotation, molecular function: magnesium ion transmembrane transporter activity. Gene Ontology annotation, cellular component: membrane. The transcript has 12 exons. The coding region runs from base 1 to 1722 and encodes 573 amino acids. NCBI's taxonomy places the organism in Eukaryota, Metazoa, Chordata, Lepidosauria, Squamata, Gekkonidae.